This is a messenger RNA of Ruditapes philippinarum (Manila clam), 9242 nucleotides long. RefSeq lists its product as uncharacterized. Bases 19 to 3033 code for a protein of 1004 amino acids. The record is from RefSeq and is a predicted model, not a curated record. The transcript has 9 exons. NCBI's taxonomy places the organism in Eukaryota, Metazoa, Mollusca, Bivalvia, Venerida, Veneridae.
GCGCAUGUGCAGAGUGUGAUGCAGCGCGCGCUAAAUAAUUAUCACAGCAUUCUUUUCUUACGAUGCGCAGUUAAAUGUCCAAAAAGUUGCACUGCUCGAAGUAAAAUUCUAAAACUGAAAUAUACUCUUUGCAGAAAAAUGGAAAAUCCUCCAGUUAGGAAGACAAGACGGGCGUUAACUCUAGCAAAGCCAGCUCCUAGGAAGAAUUGUUUGGAUAAUGUCCCUUGUAUGACCAUGACAGAGGGACCUAGCAAUGUGAUCACAGAUGCUUCUUCACAUGAAAAACAGGACAAAGAAAACCUGACAUUUAAGAAGAGAGCAUGUAGAGGUCUAAAGUUAGAGAAGCCCGCUCCUUUGAAAUCGUCAAAAAUCAACAAUUCCGAACUCCAAGCCAAAGUUGAAACUGCACCACUGAAACAGAAUGAAGAUGUUACAAAGAAGAAAGAGACACUGUUUAAGAGAGAAGAUGAAGUGUCAAAGAUAGUUAAUCCAGCUGAGAUUAAGGCAAACAUGCUAAUAAAAGAAGCCCUGUCAGAUUUGGAGGUCACACAGAUUGACACUACCCCUCCCAAAUCCAUGCAAAGACAGACACGUUUACUGUCACAAGUGAGUGAUGAUUCAGGCCUAGGGGAUAUGUCAGCUUACUCCAGACAGGGAAGUUUGUUGGAGAGCUUGGCAGAAAAUCAGGAUGAUUUGGAUUGGGAUAACCUAGAAAAUACAUCAACAUUUACUUUUGGUCAGCAGCAGAUGACCUGUCUAUCUACCACAGUAAAUCAGAUGGUUCCGUUCAACAGUUUGACAUUAGAUGACAUCCAAGGACAAGACCGACUUGGAAACAGUGCUAGGCAACGGAAACAUUCUCAUCAGGACACUAGAAAUCAUGUUAAAAAACCACAGUUUCAUAGAUCGUACAGUGUUCCGUCAAACCUUUCUAUAAGUAAGGGAACAGAAUGUUGGGAAGACGACGUUGAACUACCCAAAAACAAUGUUGUAAAAGAAGAAAUAGUGAAAAGGAAUAGUGAAGUUGACAUUGAAAAUGUAGAUGAAUUUGGAAGUUGUAGUGACUUGGUGAAUAGAGAUCAUAUAAAAAGGGAGGUGGUUGUUAAACAUGAUAAUUGGACCAAAGCAAAUCAUUUUACUAUAAAAGAUUUUACUGUGGUAGUAACAAAAGAAAUCCAACAUUCGAACCGAAAUGUGUUUCACAAACCUUCCAAACAAGUCUCUGACGAAUGGGAGUCUGAAAUUAUUGAAGUAGAGCAAAAUACAAAUGAAAUGUCUGAAAGAGAAAAUGAAAGGCCUGUUACCCCUUCUAAUGCUAAAACAUGCAGUGGUGCCGGUACUUAUAGUGCAAUAUAUAAUGACGGUUCGGAUCUAGAUGCUACUCCAAAAGCCGGUUUUGCUCUUUCAAAGUAUAAAGAUUUCAAUUUAUCUGUUGAACGCUUUGAGAAAAGCGGAAGUGACUUGGCCGAACUGUACUGGGAGAGACGUAGUGGAAGUGCGACAGAUGGAGACUUGAAAAAAGAAACUGAUGAUAGUACUGUGAUAUCAAAUAACUGUGAUAUGUCUGGUGUAGAGGUGAAAUCUUUGCCGUCCUACCAGAAUUACAGAGAGAAAACUGACAACUAUUUAAGCUGUUCUUCAAGAACCUCAACAGAAACUGACGAUGUUAUAAGUUCAUGUCAUUCUGAUGAUGGUUUUAAUGAGCAAAUGUAUGCUUGGGAACUUAUUGAAGACCUAUCAAGCAAAGUGAACUCGUUAAAGUUAGAGAAUGGGAGUCCAGAAGAGAAAAAGAGAGUGGUACAGAAUGGUACAGCUAAGGUAGAAAUAUUACCAGAUGAUAUCAAUGACAUCGAAGCGGAGUUAGAGUUUAUGAGGGAAGAUAUAAGGCUCUUGGAGAGACUAAAAUCUGAUGAAGUUCGAUCUAGUAAUUCAGUGUUGAAAUCAGGGAAGGUAAGCCAAUGGAAGAAUGCUGUGGUACAGGUUAUCAGAGAGCCACUUACACCUUAUUCCACACAGACAGACAUUUGGAGAGUUGAAGAGGGAAUGCCAACUGGAUUUGGCUCUGCUCUGAGUCGCCGUAAAAUGUUUAGAUAUUUUAAACAGAGUCUAAUGGAAGAGAAAGUAAACGAUGUAAAGCUAAUCCAGUAUACUGCAAAAGAAUUGCUGGAGAUUGGAGCAAGUGAUUUAUCCAAGAGAAAACUGGAAUCCUGGUCCAUGUCUGAACAUCUUUAUCCAGAUAUUUGUUUAAAAAAGGGAUUCAACUUUGAUACAUUGAGAUAUAAAGAGGAAAGAGAGUAUGUUUGUGAAGUCCACAAUGCUGAAAACAUUGAACGAAGACAAAGUUCAAAAGGCAACAAUUCAGGCUUGCCAAAUGUCAGGAGACCACCUCCAACUUCAGGAGUAAACAGAGGUGGUUUUGGUGUUCCACAAAGUGGAAUUGGUUUUCCACAAAGUGGAUUUGGUGCAUCACAGAGUGGAUUUGGUGUUCCUAAAAGUGGACAUAGUGCUCCCCAAAGUGGGUUUGGGGCUCCUCAAGGUGGACUUCGUGCUUUUCAAAGUGUACAUAGUGCUCCUCCUCAAAGUGGAUUUGGUGCUCCUCAAAGUGGAUUUGGUGCUCCUAAGGGUGGAUUUGAUGCUCCUCAAAGUGGAUUUGAUGCUCCUCAAAGUGGAUUUGGUGCUCCUCAAAGUGGAUUUGGUGCUCCUAAGGGUGGAUUUGAUGCUCCUCAAAGUGGAUUUGGCUCUUCCCAAGGUUGUUUUAGUGCUCCUAACAGUGUUUUUUCUGCUCCUAAAAGUGGAUUUGGUGUUCCUCCAACUCGCAAUCAGUCUUCAACAAAAGAUUUACAGCAGCAGAGGUCAACAACUCCUAAUGAUGACUUUGACAAUGUCACAACAACAAAUGCAAAUGCUGAUAGGCAUGGUAUAAAGCCUCCAAAACCAAAUUAUGGGAGAAGCUUUAGUAUGGUAGAUAGAAUUGACACCAAGAAUGAUGACCUUGUAUUGAAGAGAGAUUUACCAGAGGUCUGUCCAUGGUAAAUGUACGAAGUGGUAUAAGUUUGUAUGUAACCAUGCUGUAUUGUGGUAUUAAAUUUUCUGGAGUUUGUACUUCAUGCGUGUGUUUGCGUAAUGGAAUCAAACACCUUGAGGUCGUUGGCCUGAGAUGUUUGUUACAAGUAUGUGACCAACUUAUUAUUACAUAUGCCACAAAUAUGUAAAUGCCACGGUUCCAGGCUUCCAUGCAUAAUUUUCACACUCUUAUAACUGAGCUCUGCUUAUUUUAACUUACAUACUGCUGGACUUGUACUUGGUGAAGUUAUGUGAGGUUGUUUCAUUAUUUGCAAAAUGUGCUAGAUAUAUUGGAUUUCUUUUUAGCUCACCUGUCACAAAGUGACAGGGUGAGCUUUUGUGAUUACUUUUCGUCCGGCGUCCGUCCGGCCGUAAACUUUUACUUUAAAUGACAUCUCUUCAUAAACAACUAAGCCAAUUUCAUCCAAACUUCACAGGAAUGUUCCUUUGGUGGUCACCUUUAAAAAUUGUUCAAAGAAUUUAAUUCCAUGCAGAACUCUGGUUGCCAUGGCAAAACAAAGAAAAACCUUUAAAUAUCUUCUUUUAAAAAACCCUAAGAGCUAGAGCUUAGAUAUUUGGCAUGAAACAUCUUCUAGUGAGUGUCUACCAAGUUUGUUCAAAUAAAAGCCCUGGGGUCAAAAUUGGCCCCGCCCCAGGGGGUCAUUGAUUUUCCCUAUAUGCAUAUAGUAAAAACUUAAAAAAUCUUCUUUUAAAGAACCCAAAGAGCUAGAGCUAAGAUAUUUAGCAUGAAACCUGUUCUAAUGGGUGUCUACCAAGUUUGUUCAAAUAAAAGCCCUGGGGUCAAAAUUGGUCCCGCCCCGGGGGUCAUUGAUUUUCCCUAUAUGCAUAUAGUAAAAACUUUGAAAAUCUUCUUUUAAAGAACCCAAAGAGCUAGAGCUAAGAUAUUUAGCAUGAAACCUAUUCUAAUGGGUGUCUACCAAGUUUGUUCAAAUUAAAGCCCUGGGGUCAAAAUUGGCCCCGCCCCGGGGGUCAUCAGGGGGGGGCGGAGGCCUAUAUACAGGUGAGCGACCUCAGAUGAUGGCCCUCUUGUUUCAUUUUACUGAAGCAAAUACCAUGUUGUCUGUUGACAUACAUAUCAAAGGAUCAUACAAAAAAAUAAUUAUGUUUUUUUUGUUUUUGUUUUUUGUUUGUUUGUUUUUUUAAAAAGUGUAAAAAAUAAGCAUAUAAAUUAUAAGCAUUAGGUAAAGUAUAAGACAUAACCACUUACACCAUGCAGUUGUUAUAAAUAAAAAGUAAGUAUGAAUAGUAGAAUAUGAGUUUUUACUAGUGGAGAGUUUUAGAAGCACAGAUGAGGAAAGAUACAAAGACAACAUUAUGAAACUAUUAAAAUUUAAAGGUGACAUUUUAGAAUUGAGAGAGAAUGAGAUAACAUUGUAAAAUUAUUAAAAUUGAGAAAGGGAUAACAUUUUAAAAUUAAGUGAAAGAGAUAACAUUGUGAAACUAUUAAAGUUGAGAAAGAGAUAACAUUUAAAUUAAGAGAAAGAGGUAACAUUGCAAAACUAUUAAAAUUGAGAGAGAAAGAGAUAGCAUUGAUUGUAAAUUUAUUAAAAUUAAGAGAAAGAGAUAACAUUGUGAAACUUUUAAAAUUGAGAGAGAAAGAGAUAGCAGUGUGAAACUUUUAAAAUUGAGAGAUAAAGAGAUAACAUUGUGAAACUUUUAAAAUUAAGAGAGAAAGAGAUAACAUUUGGAAACUUUUAAAAUUGAGUGAGAAAGAGAUAGCAUUGUAAAAUUAUUGAAAUUAGGAGAAAGAGAUAACAUUGUGAAACUUAAUGAGAUAACAUUGUUAAACAAUUAGAAUAGAGAGAAAGAAAUAAGCAUUAUGAUACUGAUAAAACUGUGAGAAAAAGAUAACAUAGUAGAAGUUCUAAAAUGGUGAACAUUUUAAAACAAUUUGAUUAGAAAGAUAAGAUUGUUAAAAAAUGAAAAAGUCAACAUAAAACUAUGUAUAUAUAAAAAAUAGCAGUAUUUUGUCAUCUUCAUUUUCAGACUGUGAAAUGUGCUAUAUUUUCUUUUAUUUUAUCUUUUUUUAAUUAAAAUUGAUGUUUUUCCUGUGUCAAUUUAAGGCAUGAAAUUGUACAGUAUUUCAUAGAGAUUAAGUUGUAAUUUUUUGCCACUCAGGCUCUAUAUGUUUGAAGCUAUGCAUUUUGAUCAGUAAGCUUCAUUGUUUGUAUUGUGUUUUAUGAUAAGACGUCAUACAGUAUUUAGCUUGUCUGUUUUGUAGAAAAAGUCAGGCUAUAAUGAUCGCUGCAUUGUCGCUAUUGUUGUCAUCGUUCAAAAACCAUUAAUGUAGCCCAUUAAUGAUUAUUCAAAUAUUUCAAAAGUUAUCGACAUGGAACUUGAAAUACUUGCUUAUCAUGACAAGAUGCAGUUGUUAGACAAAGGGAAUAAUUUGGAAAGCAACACAUUUGGAGUUAUGGUCCUUUUUAACUAAGAAUUUUUAUUAGGCGAGCGUGAAUACCGCAUGUGGUGCUCUUGUUGUAGGAAGGUUAUGGGAGACAAUAUAGUCUAUACAUAGCUUAAUUAUUUUCCCCUCAAGUUUACAUUUUAUAUUUUAUGUUUGUUAAUAUUUUAGACACAAAAGCACGGAAGGUCCAGUGGACAGUUAUUACUGACAUGUUAAAGGUCUACUGUGCUUUUGUUUGUUGCCAAAUUUGCUAUGUUAUUAUUAUAAUAGCAAAUAAAAACCCAAAACCUUUUGAGAUUACUGUAGAUUACAUAUGAGCCUUGUCAUGACGAAACCAACGUAAUGCUUUAGCGACCAUCAUGGAUCCAGACAAGCCUGCGCAUCCGCACAGUCUGAUCAGGAUCCAUGCUGUUCGCUAUCAGUUUCUCUACUUGUUAUAGGGUAUGUAAGCGAACAGCAUGGAUCUUGAUUAGACUGCGGGAUGUGCAGGCUGGUCUUGAUCCAUGCUGGUCGCAAACGCAUUAAGUUGGUUUUGUUAGACGCAGCUCAGUCAUAUUGUUUUACAUUUAGAAUUGAAACUAAGAAUAGUUGACAGAUUGUGUAUAUUUUAUGAGCUACCAAAGAAAUAUCUAAACAUUUGCCUCUUUAAGCCAUCAAAAAUGAACAGUAUGAACAGUAUUUUGUGUUCAGUUUUCAUCAUUUAUCAACUAUAAUACAUAAUUAACAUCUUAUAUGAUAGUAACAUGCAGUUACUUGCAUAAAUAAAGCAGAAAGGUUAAAGUCAUAGUGAAGAUUAUUUUCUUACAGUGUUGAAACUUUUUAUAGAUAAAUGGUUUCAAAUAUUUGAUGGUUACACUUCUUUUCAACACCUUAAUUGGGAGGGGUGACCUAGUGGUUAAGGUGUCUGCCUCUGAACCCAGGGAUCAUAGGUUUGCGCACUACUUGGGUUACGACCAUGUUUCCUCAUAUGACACCAGUACCGGUUGGUUCCAGGGAGCGGACUCGAAAAUGAUUAAUAUAAGUUUCAAGAACUUGUUUCCCAAUCGAGCAUAAAUAAAUAUGUUAAAAGUAAUACCUUAAUGAUUUGUGAAAAUCUGUCCGUCCAUAUCCUAUAACUGUCGAUAAGAAGUAAAACAUAUCAUUUAAGUCUCUCUUAUGAAGCAUGUUAUAUUUUAAGUGUAGUAUACAUGUAAAAAGUAUUUACGUUAAGCAAUGGGCAUUUUAUAUUUGUUUUUUUUAUUUUAAUUUUAUGUUUUAUGUAUAUAGAUACAAUUUAAUUAAAAAAACCCAAAAAAACAGUAGCUACAUGGCAGUUAUGUACAUGUAUAUGGUAUUUCAAAUUGGCCAUUAACAGGUUAGGUUGAUUUAUAUCAUUGGUAAAAUGAUGUCAUAUCAAAGUCUUAUUGGUUUAUCUGUAGGACCACUUGUUUAAAAAAAAAACAUAAAAAAAAAAUAAAUAAAAAAGAAGCAAUUUUAGCAUGUAAUCUAAAACUUAUUCUUUCAAUGUCAAUGAUUUAUUUUGAUAUUUCAGCCAACGGUAUUCAAAAUGUCAAUCUAAAUAAAUGAAUUGAAAGAUUUUUAUUAAACAUGUAUAUACAUGUACAUUCCCUAUGGAAUAUCAUAGAUGGUGAUAUUCUUAAGUUUGAAAAUAAUGGUUACAUAUCUAUGCAAUAAUAUGAUUUCUUCAACUUAGUGCAGUAACAGGUUAACUAUCAUUAAUUUAAAUAAGGAGUUAACCCGUUACUGCACUAAGAUGAUGAUUUAUGUUAUAUUCAGAAUAUUAUUUUACAUGACAAAUGUUGCUUAUUUAGAUGAUCAUAAGGUUACAAUGUGUUCACGGUAAUAAACUUGCACUUUUUGAUAUUGGUUCCUACAUAUCAACUUAUUAAUAAUAACAUUUUCUUCUGGACCAGGAAUACAUGUGAAUUGUUUUGUUAGUACAUUUGGCUGCAUUAAUAGCAGAAAUCAGUCUUUGCCUGUUGCCAUGAUUUUGAAAUGUAAUUAUUGUUGGAGAUUGUCUUCCAGUAUUAUCCACUCAAGUUUUCAUGUAAAUAAAGAAGAUAAACAUAGACACUGAAGGUUAAGACAUUGUAUAUGUAAAUGUGCUAUUUGUCAUAUACUAUGUAGAAAAGAAAAUGUAUGUGUAUAAAAUGUAUUUGUGAAGAACUGUUUGCCAAGUUUACUUAUGAUAUGAUAUUGUUUAAUAUUGUUAGGUUUGUUAAAUUACUUGCAUGCAUUGGUACAUGCUCAGUGUUACAUGUAUGUAGACCUACUUAAGAAAAUCUUCUUUUUUUCAAACCUAGGGGCCAAUAUUGUAGAAUAUUUUCUCUUGCGUAUUUUCAUACAAUUAUGUAAAUUCUUUUCAAGUUAUCUUGGUUCAGUGGCGUCAAUUUUCCUUAAGCACAUGUAGGCAGAAAUAAAAGUUUCAAAAUUUACCUUACAAGUCAUGGUGAUUUGAGUAAUUUUAAAUUUGUGUUUGGAAAUAAAUACUAACAAGAAGGGGCAUUUUCCUAGUAAACUUUUAAAGCAUUUAUGUUUAUCAACCUAGAGAAAGGACUGCUAUGUGUGAAUAUUUCUUGAAAAACAAUUUUUUGCUGCUGACCCUACAUUGUUCAGUUAAUUAAGGUUUGUCACAAAGAAUUUUAAGUAAAGUCAUUUUGGAAUACUCUUGCUUUAAAAUCGGAUGUACAAUAAUAUUUUACAUUUCGACAUGAAGUUGUGUUUACUGUAAACUUUACAUUCCCUAUGUGUUCAACAAAAUUUUUACAUAAGUUACAUUUUUUUGUUGUUACUGGUAUUCCAAGGUUUACAUUUAUGUAUAACCCCAAAGAGGUAAAAGCCAUUAUAUUGUGCUACUUAAAAUGAUUUUAAAAUAAUAUGGGGCAGGGAUAUACAAUGUAGAAAAAAGCUCAUUUAGAUCUUUUUUUGGAAACAAGUUUUGAUUACAAGGAAAUUAGAGUAACCAAAGUACUUGCUAAAUGAUAGCCAUUCAAUUAGUUGGCAGCAGUUUUUUGCCAGUUGUUUAUGGUUCAGUAGUUUUACAUGUUAAAAUAAUGUGACAUAAUGACUGAACUCUUGAUUAAUUGACUUUACUACGCUAAAUCUGGACAAAAACCAUUAGUCAUAUGUCAAAAAUAUUUAUUGACUUAUAAGUGAACAGUGCAGACCAUGAGCAGAGGGCAAGUUGAUCUUUAUCUGCAAUAGUUUAGAACCAGUCGCUGUUUGGACUGAGAAUGAAGACAGCUAGCACUCUCUGCAGAAUGUAGGUCAAAGUACGCAAGUUUCCUGUAAAUAAGGUGUUCAUUAUUUUAAUUCACUAUAAGCAUGUAUCUGUUUCAUUUCAAAUGGCAAGCAUGGUGUUUAUUGAAUAUAUUCUUUCCAGUUGUCAACAUUUCUCUAUAUUUGAUGGAUUGCAAAAAAAGUAAAUUUCCUUAUAUUGAUACAUUUUGUUUUGAUAGGCAAUCACAGUGGACAUAAAUUUUUCUCUUUUUUUCCUGCUUGUAGACACGUAUUAUUUGUAUUUAGAUUGUUAAAAAAAGUACUGCUGAAAACUGUUAUAUCCAUGAACUUUUAAAAAUAAUUUGUUUUACAGCCAUUCCAAAUCCAAGUGUUGAUAUUUUUGUUUGAACUUCCUAUCUCUCUUUAAUAAGGCAAUAUAAACUGUAAUCUAGUCAUAUACCUAGGCAAUAUUCAUAUAAGUAUGGUUAUUUUUCGGAAUUGUUUAGGGAAAAGUUAAAUAAAAUUACAAACUACA